AUGUGCAUUUGGAAAAUUGGAAAAUUUAGUCCGACUUGUCAAUGUGCUCUUUGUGGAAUGUUAUCAAAAUGGUUUUCUCUGAAAUUCACGCCAUUCCCAUUGUUGAAACUUCCAACAAUUCCAUUACUAUUGAUUACCAGAAUGAUGGAUUCUAAUGAAAUAAUAAAACUCGCUAUGUGCUCUUAUCGAUUGGAACUCUUCCUUCAAUUUUUCAAAUACAAAGUCGAUCAUGUAUACUUCCACUUAAGUGACAUAUUCCUACAAGCCGACACUAUGAUACUUCCAAAUAAUAAUCUCUCAACUUAUUUCAACGUUGUGCAUAAUGAGAAACGGAUUACCAGAAUGACAGAUCUGUGUGACAGGUUUCUAAACGAAAACGACGAUUUCCUUUGGGUUCAAUCGAUGUCAGAGAAAGAUAUAAUGGAAAUGUGCAAUCGAAUCAGUUCAAUGUUUUCAUACUCGUUGCUUGAAUGGGUAUUUUAUUUGGAUCAAAUUGAGAAAGACACUCUCAUGAAGUAUCUGGAUGAAGUAUUGAGAACAAGAGUAUGUGAGAACAUGAUAACUUUCAUGCAAGGAUGUUUUAGUAAGGAGUUAUUAACGGAGAUUCUGGAUAAGAUACCUGUGACAAUAGGGAUAGAUAUAAAAUCGGGUAUUCCGGUGGAUUUCAGACAUCCGAAGGCUCUGAAAUUCUCUACAAUGGAGUACAGAGAAGCAAGAUGGAUUACUGUAGACGACUUGAAGUCUGUUAGAAUUCCUGGCUCCGUUAUGCUGGGGACUACAAACUUUGAUUGUUCUGAUAUCAAUGAAUUCUUGAAAUAUUGGGUCGACUGUGAUGAAUUUAUGAUGGAAUCAAUGUCACUGAAUAUGAAGGAAAGUACAGUAAUCAAUAGAGAUGUUAUAUUAGAUCAACUGAUGGCUGUCCAGUUUUACAGUGAUGUAGGCUAUCAUGUUUAUGUAAAAGCUAAAAACCACAAAAACCUAGAAUCUCCUCUCGGUGUCUUGGAUAUAAAUGCAAAAAAUAAAAUCGAGUUUUGGGCAUUCAAGUCGGAUGAGUAUUCAGAAAUAUACGGAAUGUUAGAAUCACUUGAGAAGAAAAAAGAUUUGGAGAUGGAAUUGAAGAACCUGGAGGAUAGUAGGGACAAACGGAAGGAAGAGAUCUCUACAGAGCUGGAACAAUUGACAAAACAGUUAAAUGAAAAGGAAGAGAAAGGAUUUAUUUUCACUUUCUAG
Molecule: messenger RNA, 1230 nt
Organism: Caenorhabditis remanei
Lineage: Eukaryota; Metazoa; Nematoda; Chromadorea; Rhabditida; Rhabditidae
Exons: 5
Coding region: 1-1230 (409 amino acids)
Biological process (GO): embryo development
Molecular function (GO): protein binding
Source: RefSeq, a predicted model, not a curated record